This is a messenger RNA of Fusarium tjaetaba, 3672 nucleotides long. RefSeq lists its product as uncharacterized. The transcript has 3 exons. The record is from RefSeq and is a predicted model, not a curated record. Bases 1 to 3672 code for a protein of 1223 amino acids. Lineage: Eukaryota; Fungi; Ascomycota; Sordariomycetes; Hypocreales; Nectriaceae.
AUGGAUGGGUAUCCGACGGGAAGUUUGGACCACAAUGUCCCCCUUCUAGUAGCUGCCGGCCUUAGUUCCGAGACGAACGAGCUCCCAUUGAGCGCCGAGCUGAAGGAACAGAGCAUCCUUCUCCGAUCAGAGCUACCACCUAUCGGGGGCGAAGAUGCAGAGGUUUUGGCGGAAUACUUCAAGGAUGUUGAUGCGAGCGCAAAGUCGUGGAGUGCUUUCGAGCGAAAUGAGCCAUAUAGAUUUCGCAUUAGGACUACAGGAAGAUCGUUUCUGCUACCACCUCGUCGAGCUCGUCUCCCAGAAGAUAUCGAACCGCUUAGCGAACACCCAACUCUACACUCGCCAUUCUCCCCGCUCAGUCCAGUAUCGGCACUAUAUCCGGAUGGUCACAUCGAUGCGCAAUGGAUCAAGAAGCAUCAGGACCUCGUUCCUAGCGUGUACCUAUGCUUUUACCCCCUCACGAACGACCCAAAUUCCAUGACGCUUCAAGAUAAUCAUAUUAAGUCCGAUAUUAACAACCUCAAGAGUGCUUUAUUGCGUUCAGGAUACAGGACACGGCUAGCUAUUGUUCUGCUUGCGGACGGCGAAGGCGCUCCCCUGUCGUUGGCCGACGGGAUUCAAGAGAGACUGGAGAACAUACGGAGAGGGACAGCGUUGGACCCAAAGUCGGUCUUUUACAUCCCAUCACAGGAGUCGCAGGACGACUUGAAGCAGGUUGUUGAUAAUGUCCUGGGCGUGCUUUACACUUCAGCCGUGGAAUACUACCGGGAUCUUGGACGACAUGCCAGGAAGAAGCGAUCUCGUGGAAUAGCACCUCAACCGACUGUGCCACCUACCACCGGGACAUCCCAGACCCUUUCGCUCCCAGACUGGAAUUUCAGAUACGAUUUUAAGUCGGCCAUAUUUGCAGAAUUUCGACAGGAGACAGAUGCGGCCCUGCAGUUUUUCAAACAAGCGUACGAGGUACUUCUUGGACAGGAUGUGCUGGACAUCAUCCCCAGUUGGAGCCCUCGCUGGAAUGAGGCGCGACUGUUGGCGGAUGUCAUAGCUAUCCGGUGCCUAAGAUGUCACUUGUGGUUGGGCCAAACUUCGUUGGCUGUUAGAAUGUGGCAUUCGCAUCGAGAUCGGAUUGCUGACUUUGUCGAUCGACGCGGACGAGGGACCAACAACUAUGGAUGGCAGGCCUGGGAAGCUCGGUGGGCUACAGUCAUGGCAAAUUUGAUUGAAAGAGUAGGUCUGCCAGCUUUGGCGCCAGCAACGGGAGCACUGUUUGUCCCGCCAGAUAAGUCUGUCCUAGGCGAGCGAGUGUCACCAUGGGAGUUGCUGCACCAUACAGGCUACUGGUAUCGUAUAGCGGCACGUCAUCUUGUGGCUCGCCGGAAGCUUGCGUAUCAGAUGCCCGAGGAGGAUAGGAAUUCGCCGGAUACAACUCCUGCAUCAGCGGUGGCCAGCAAGGCAUUCGCAUACGAUACGUACAUGUGCCCGGAGCCGUACCAAGAAUACCCAUUAUCGGGUACAGGAGUAAAUCAUGCACAACUGAUCAUUGAUUGUCUCAAUGAGGCGACCUCACAAUUUCGAGCUCGAAAGCAAAAGCGCGUAACGGCUGAGAUAUCGUUGGAGUGCGCAAGGGAGUUCGCCAAUCUGAAACAAUGGGAUAAUGCUGUGGAGACCCUACUACCAUUCUGGGAGGACGUGGCGUUCAGAUCGGAGGGUUGGCUCAAUAUAUCAGAGGACCUGUGCUUGACUUUGCGAAGAAUCGCUGUUGGAGCUCGCCGUGCCGACCUCGUGGUUGCUGCGGACUGGGAGCUCAUGAGUAACAGGUUCGUGCGGCAGCCACAGUGGCAUUACGACAUUACCAGAUCACUCGAAGGAAUUACAACAGAGGAGAAGUCAUCAAUUAGUCUGAGCGACGAAAAGACCGGCUCGUUCAUUUCAGCAUCUUUCGUGUUUCGGAAUAAAGAGGGCAAGGCUGGCGAGACAUGUACGGCACAGCUUGCGCUCACAUCGCACACGUUUCUCGAUGCUGCUCCGAUCGCAUUUGAGUCAUUGAAGGUUGAGUUCAGUGGGAGUCUCAGACCAAUAUUACUGGAGCAAGGGGAUUCAGAGGACGAGGACUCGACCUCCCAGAUAUCCAUUCUGCCGUUAUCGCUGAAAGAGGACUAUGCCGAAGGGUCUGAGGAUGAACUGCCGACACUGCUCAAAGGAACUUCCAACUUGACACUCCGGCCUGGCCAAACACGAGUGUUCGAAAUGAGAAUUCCUUUGAGGGAGCCAGGAACUGCUACGGCCUCGUCUGUAACGCUCUCACACAGCAAUGAAAGCUUCAACCUGGACGCAAAGAUCGGAAUUCGCGACACAGAUCCUAUUGUUGGCUGGUACAUUCAGGGCUCAUCAAAAACCAGAAGUAGCCGCCCAGAAGCAGGCACAAUCCGUAUUCAACCUCGACCGCCAAAGAUGGAGAUCAAGCUCUUGGAACCCUCAGCCCAGUACUACGCAAACGAGGCCAUCGAGUUAGAGGUCGAAUUGCUCAAUGCCGAAGACGAAUCCGCUACUGCUAAACUGGAUAUUCACCUCUUUGGAAAAGAAAUACCGGCAAUCCGAGUGGUGACGGAAGGUAAUGAGGGCAGCGCCGAAGCAACCACAGAAGAGGCCAAGAUAUUGGGACUUCCUUUGGGUGCCAUAAAGAGCACAGCAUCGGUCAAGAUGGUGCUUCAUAUAGAUGCAGCACCUGGCCCCACGACAUUCGAUUUGCACUUGAAGACGUCGUACCACUUAGACUCAGACGUUGCAACGCCGAUCAUGCAAUUAUUGACAGUCCAGGUCAAUGUUGUGAAUGCAUUUGAAGCAAAUUACGAUUUGGUUCCACGACUUCACCCUGGACCGUGGCCGAGUCUAUUUGACUCUGAGGGACUGGGAGAUACGGAAGAUGGUGUUGCCAGAGGCUUCACACAGAAGUGGUGCUUACUGUGCCACUAUGCCUCGUUUGCCCAAGAGGACUUGAAGGUCCUUGGCAUGGAUCUCACUGUGGUCUCAUGCGUUGGUGGUGCAAGAUGCAACGUGAGCCAGGGAUCGGAUGUGUCACAUGAAGGCAUCAUUGUUGCCCCCAAAACGAUGCACGAGGCACAGUUCGAUCUGAUAGCCCAGAAGCUCACGAUGGAAGAUCGACACCCUGUAACACUCGAAUUGGCAUUUGUCAUUCGAUGGCAACGCCAGAACCGCAGCGACGGAGCUGUCAACACUACAACCAUGCCCGUUGGUAAAUAUCUGGUUUUGGGCACAGAGCCGCGAGUGCUGGCAUCGGUGUAUUGCGCCACUAAAGCAGAAGAUGGCAUGCCAGGGUUGAUGCAACUGGACAUGACAGUCGAGAACCCAUCCAAUCACUUCCUUACCUUUGGUCUCAGCAUGGAACCGAGCGAGGACUUUGCAUUUUCAGGUUCAAAGCAAACAACACUGAACCUGUUACCGCAGUCGAGACGGACAACAACCUAUCGGUUGUUACCGCACGUCAACGGAGUAUGGAUAAGGCCGAAAUUGACGGUGCGAGACAAGUAUUUCCAAAAGGUGCUACGCAUAAUACCGACAGAAGGGAUGAAGAUCGACGAGGAUGGACUUUUGGUGUGGGUUCCCGCAGAGGAGACGAGCGAAGACGAGAAGUCCGAAGAGCGAGCAUAA